AUGGCUGCCAAACUGACUGGAGUCCCGAACUGCAGUGAGGCGGAGUCGGAUAACACUAGUGCUGCUGGAUUUGCUGGUCACUUAGGUGCCUCUGAAAACACGAACGAAACCAUUGUUCUUCAGCCGGAAGAAAGCAAUGCACAACGGCCAUCUGCCGGAGUCGGAGUUUGCCAAAACGACGAACCGGAUCGAUGGCAAACGGCGAUCGGGUCGCCAAAGCCGCUAUUGUGUUCAAUCGCAGCCGAUACUGACGGACAGGAAACCGUAUGUCCUGGCAGAAAGAAUGUAGCAGAGGUGCCUUUCACACAACCAUCGUUCACGAAAAAAACGUUUUCCAGUGGAAUAUGGAGGAAAACAGUCUUGCCAUCCAAAGAGAGCAACAACCAAAAGAAGGCUGCCCAGUUCCAGGGGUCUCCCAUAUCUUUCAGAAAUGCUGAAGCACCCUCCAGCGUUGCUUUGUCUUCUUGUGACGGUUGCCCCUCUGCCUACGUAGGUCGCCUUGCCCAGCCUUCCUCCGCUUACUUGUUUGCAGGUGGUGCAACCAAGCAGCCAGAUAACAGCAUUGCAUGGCUUCAAACAGGGGAUGAACAAGCGGUGACCCAUGAAUCCGGAUCAACGGGUUCUGUCCCUGAGAUGCAAACGGCAGACUUUCCUCAGAUGCCAUCCAACCCUGGCAGUCAGUGUGGUGCGGAAAGUGUGGUCAGAAGAGGAGACACCACCCAACAGGAGAGCAGUGCGGAGGCUCGUCGCGCGCUGUCGAUUCAAUUCCAGGGCAGAGAUACCGGUGUUCGCCAUGUCAUGCGAGAAAGCCCCGGUGGAGCCUCUCGCUUGUCCCUGACGGAGAACCGCGGAAUUUCGUCGAAUGUGGACAGAAGAGGAAUUCCAUCUUGCCUCUCGGACACCUACAAUAACAGGGCGGAACUCCGGCAGGACUGUUGUUCAUUGUUUGUUGAACGACCAUAUGGUGGCGGCGACCCUCCGCAAUCGUUCUUCAUAUAUGGACACAGGCUUUUCUCGAACACGCCUUCGACAUCAGAGUGCAUUUCUACUGUAAGCCACCAUAAUGUCGGAAAGAACUUUCUGCCGUCGUCUUCCUGCUCGUAUAGCGCACCUUGCAACACAAACGGCUGUUCUUACAGCAAACGAGAAAAUGAAAAGGCACCUUCGUCUCACAGGAACACGGAAGCUGGCGCAGGUCAGCAGCACCGCAUCUGGCUUCGUCGCAUUCGAGGGACGCCUUUUUCGGUAUGUGAAAACUGUGGAACGCCAUUCGACACACGGCCGCAGGUGGACGGACGCAGUGUAUCACAUAGCGGCAAUUGUGGAAGAGACCCGUCUCGAGCGGGAGAGGACAUGCAUCGUCAGCCUACGAAAGGAUCAAACGAACAAGAGCAUGAACAUGAGAAACAGCCUGACUCAAAACGGGGCAUUAGCUCUCCUUUGGCGGAUUUGUGUUCUGCGUUGGGAGAGGGAACAGAUUCCCAGGGACUUACGCCCGUCCAAGACCGAGACACUAACACGUGUAGUAGAGAGUCCUGCACAUCUACCAGAUCCAGCGCCGACACCCUCGUUGAGCACAUAGACGGGUUGGCCGCGAAUACCCCAUCGGACACAGAGCGGAGCGGAAAACGAAAAAGAAGUGUGUCUGAAGUCGGUUCAAGAUGUGACCUUUCAGGAACAGGUGCAUCUUCUUUCGAAGAGGUCCGAACAACUUCGGCAGUUUCCGCCUCAAACACAAAUACAUGCCUUUUACCAUUGGGUGAACGAACCUCUGAAGCACAGAAGCGCCCUGUCAGCGGCUGUUGUUUAAUUAACUCGAGACGGCCCACUGUCGAAAAAAGGGGCUGCUUGCAGUCAUCAUACACAUGCCGCAGAGACAGAAGGAAAUGCCCUUUUCAUGGAAGUUCAGCACGUAGUGAUAGCGACGAUGACGACGACGGGUCUCCGCCCUGUCGAUGUUAUAGCCUACACCGGACCGAGUCACUUUUCCCGACUUCUAAAGAAAACUCCAACGACGGAGGGGACAGUCACAGAAUCGCAAAGGAUUUGGGCUCAAAUGGAGAGGACGGGAUGUGUAGUUGCUCUAGUGCGCUAGAGAGCCUUAAAGGAGUCACUUGGGGAUGGGGGUUUCAGAGCAGCCCAAAGGCGUCUCUGAACUAUUACUUUGGAGAGCUGAAGUCAGGGUUGGCCGUUCCAAUGUCUCAACUGCCUGCAACAAUGACUUGCGCGAUCAUUGCAAAUGUUCCAGUUGCAGCAGCGCUUCAUGGCGCAUGGAUUACGGGUCUCAUAACAGCGGUUUUCGGAGGCAGCCCCCUCUCCGUAACUACGGUCACCUCCAGUCUCGCCGUGACUCUUGCAAAGGUAACGAGGACAAAGUGCGAUGAAGUGACAAAUGUGUGUCAUGAAGAGGGCCUUGAAUUUAUCUUCCCCGCUCUUGUUCUUGCUGGCUUCUGCUGCUUCUUGCUUGGCUUACUACGCCUGUCACGGUUUUCACAGUUCGUUCCGAGCGCCACGAUUGUCGGAUAUUUGAACGCAGUCGCGAUUCUGAAUGUCAGAGCUCAAGUCGAAACUUUUCGAUUCGAUCCAGUGACAUCAACCGGAUAUGAAUGGAUCUGGGUUCUACUAAUGAUUAUCGUUGUGUUUGGGGUAAUGUGCUGUUGGGAGAAGAUCCCACAUAUCAUGUUAAACCGCUUUAUUCCAUCAUCCGUCCUUGCGAUUGCCCUCAGUAGCUUUAUUGAGUUUGUGUUUGUGAGGCGCAUCGCUCAUAUGCAGACAAAAACAGUGGCUUCGCUCUCCAGUAUGACAGAAGGAGACAUAUGGCCAAAACCGUUUUUCCUUACUCCUGAGAAUAUCAAACCGCUUUCCUUCUACUUGCAGCCUUCUAAUUUGCUGACGAUGCUCGAGUUGACCCUGGCGCUAGUUAUGGUGAAUUACAUUUCGACACUGAUUACAGUGGAUAUGAUGUCUGAUAAAGUUGGAACUAUGCGAAGUGAACCAGAUCAACAUCUCGUAAGUGUCGGAGCAGCCAACACAGUGGCUUGCUUCCUGGGUGCGUUGCCAGGUUCCACAGCGCCGUCGCCAUCGCUCUUGAAUCUAAAGGUGGGGGGGAAGGGCCGAGAAUCGUCCGUUUUUUGUGCCCUUGUCAACUUGGCCCUAGUCGCUGCGAGCACGUAUCUGCUGGAUUACGUCCCUUUAGGUGGUCUCGCAGGAAUCAUUAUGUAUACUGCUUACCAUGCCUUUCAGUGGAGUGCCGUAGCUGCCAUGUUCGCAUCAUUUCUGCCAGCUCGACUGCGACAAAAACACUCGUUCCUUCAACGAAAAAUCUGCAGAAGUGACGCCUUCGUGAUGCUCCUAACGACGAUUAUUGCCAUUUCCGCUGAUAUAGGCACCGCUAUCCUGUCCGGCGUUUGCAUCUCUGCCUGUGUGUUUGCGUGGAAGAAUGGAUCUCGCUUAUCAAUAACAAGCCGGGUCGAUCCCGAGUCUGGGAUCAAAUAUUAUCGUGUGAAGGGUCCAAUUUUCUUCCUCACCAAACGGAAGCUUCUAAGGUCUUUUGAUAUCGAACGUGACCCGCCUUCUGUCGUUUUCGAGCUUACUGGUGACGCCUGCCAACUGUUCGACUUCGGCGCCAUGGAGACCUUAGACACAAUAGUGGCUCGCUACCGGAAGAAAAACAAACGUGUGCGGGUUGUUGGGAUGCAGCGCGGCGACAAGAAAAUGAUCGUCAAAGCAGGUCGCAUGUUUGAAUUCGCCCAGAUCGACAUUGUUGAACGAGCCAUCGACGAAGGAGAUGGACCCAAUACCAUUCCCCCCAUCGCUGAUAUGAUGAAACUUCCAUGCUGA
Toxoplasma gondii ME49 is the source of this 3840-nucleotide messenger RNA. RefSeq names its product inorganic anion transporter, sulfate permease (SulP) family protein. The coding region runs from base 1 to 3840 and encodes 1279 amino acids. NCBI's taxonomy places the organism in Eukaryota, Apicomplexa, Conoidasida, Eucoccidiorida, Sarcocystidae. Gene Ontology annotation, cellular component: membrane. The transcript has a single exon. The record is from RefSeq and is a predicted model, not a curated record.